Molecule: messenger RNA, 2988 nt
Organism: Salarias fasciatus (jewelled blenny)
Lineage: Eukaryota; Metazoa; Chordata; Actinopteri; Blenniiformes; Blenniidae
Gene: igsf11
Product: immunoglobulin superfamily member 11
Exons: 8
Coding region: 531-1991 (486 amino acids)
Cellular component (GO): cell-cell junction
Source: RefSeq, a predicted model, not a curated record
AGCAGAGCAGAUGAGAAACCAUGGAGCGCAACAAGACGCGUUGGAGAGACGCACUCAGCGAACAGGAAUUGUGCCAGUUUGUGAUCUGUUUAUAAGUCACUGUCAGUGAGAGUGUGCAGAUUUUGGAACAACAGCAGGUGGACGUAAUUUUUUAUUCCGGUCGUGCGUAAAAUGACUGGAGAGGUCUGACAAAGAAAUUAGACUUGGAGUGAGCAGCAGCUACCAAAGAACGGGAAUAAAGGAGUUGCUGGAGGGAGACACAGAAACCUGCUGGACAUACAUGAUCAGUGGUUUUUCUUAUGACACAUCUGGACAUUUUACCUAAUUUUUUUCUUCCUUUUUUUUUUUUUUAUAGAAAUGUGGCCGGUGUGCGCUGCGUAAAACCUCUGGUUUGUUUUACUGCUGUCGCGCAAUUACAAGGGACUCUUACUUUUCGGAAACUGUGAGCGGAGCUGCGUCUUUUCGGAUAGAGGGGAGCAAAAAAAAAAACAAUCUGAAAGUGAGAGUUGCUCCCUGAACAGUUCGGAAUCAUGGUGAAGUUUCAUAAUUCAGACCUAUGGAUAGCCUGGAUGGUCAUUUUCUGCAUGGAGGGUUCAAGGUUUGAUCUACACACAGGGAAAGUGUGUGUGCGGGCGCUGGACGUCACGGUUUCCCAAAGCAGCAUCCAGGUGGCCCGAGGCCAGGCAGCCGUCCUGCCCUGCUCUUUUACCACCAGCGCUGCCCUCAACAACCUCAACAUCAUCUGGAUGGUGAUACCACUGUCCAACGCAAACCAGCCAGAGCAGGUGAUCAUUUACCAGGGCGGCCAGGUGUUCAGCCUCGCCAACCACCUCAUUGGCCGUGUGGGCUUCGUGGCCACCAUGCCAAGCACAAGUGCCUCCAUCGUCAUCAACAACACCCAGCUGUCCGACACGGGGACCUACCAGUGCCUGGUCAACAACCUCCCCGACAGAGGAGGGCGCAACAUCGGCGUCAUCGGGCUCACCGUUUUGGUGCCCCCCUCCGUGCCGGCAUGUCGGAUCCAGGGCACGCUGGAUGUGGGCAACGACAUCAUGCUGCUCUGCAGCUCCGAGGAAGGUAUUCCCACGCCGUCCUACUCCUGGGAGAAGCUGGACGCUCUGCCCAAGCUGCCGCACAACGCCAUGCAAGACCAGAUGCAGGGUACUGUUACACUGAGAAACAUCAGCACGAGCACCACAGGACUCUACCAGUGUACCUCCAGCAACGCUAUUGGCAAAAGCACAUGUUUACUCAAUGUGCAGGUUGUCGCACCACAACCUCAGAGCAUCGGUCUGAUCGCCGGAAUCAUCGCCACGGGGAUCCUGGCCGUCGUCAUCUGCUCGCUGUUGGUGGUCGUCACUCUCUUUUACUGGAAGAACAAGAACAAGUAUGAUGAAGAGGAGAUUCCCAAUGAAAUUAGAGAAGAUGACCUUCCUCCCAAGAGGUCGUCCUCGGUGAAGGCUUUCCACGCCGACGCCUCCUCCUCAGAAAACGACACGCUGACGUCCACCAACACGUACAACAGCCGCUACUGGCACAACCCCAAACCGAACUAUGACACCAACUCCUACACGCGCUACAAUGGAGACACUCGGCAGACCUUCUCGGCCGCCGCUCACGGGGCGCACGGACACGGUCAGGCCCAGAACGCCACGCACGGCCACACGGCCGUCACGGCCGUCACGGCCCCGGGUUCGACCCCGCUGUCCCGUCACGCGCCGCCAACGACGACGACGACGACGGCGGCGAUAUCGUUCGCCAACGGCAGCCACACGCUCCCCCCGCCCAAGACUCUCGUGGUCACCACAAACUCCGCCCCGUCCCCCCCCGCCAUGGUGCGCAGCAACGGCUCCGUGAGCCUCAAGCCGGUGGUGACGUCCACGCACGGGCAGCACACGCACUCGUACGCCGUGAGCCAGGCCACGCUGGAACGGAUGGGGGCGGUGCCGGUCAUGGUGCCCGCCCAGAGCAGAGCGGGCUCGCUCGUUUGAAACCCGUCUCCACGAACUCGUCGCUUUGAGAACAAGACUCACAAAGUGUUUUGGUUGUGUGAAAUCCACGGACUGAAUAUGGGCUGAAGCAGCCCGCUGCCCUUUACAAUUGUGUCUUUCUGUAUGUCUCGACCUUUUUAUCACCAAACAAACUGGGACUUUACAGCGCAGAGUUCGUUCAAUGCCAAUUCUUGAUAGACAGAAACUUUUCAUUUUGUAGGCGAGCACUGAAUCCCAUCAUCCCCCGGUUGGGUGGGUUUUCCCAGGGUCAGGGAUAUCCCUCGCUGGAUGGCUUCAAAAGGAUGAAGCGAAUCAUCCCUCAGAACCUGGAUUCCCAGAGUAUUUUCAGGGCUGGAUCAAUGUGAUGAUUGUGUGUCUUUUUUUUUUUUUUAAUCACUGUGUUUCUGUUGGCGUUUUAAUUGGACUCAGAGCAACACGAGGCAUUGUCAUCGCAGUUGUGUCCACACUGCAUGGUCAGACAGAAACGAGCUUGGAUUCCCACAUAAGUGCAUGAGUCCCUUGAUUUAAGGCUAAGAAACGACGUCAGUUUUAUUUCUCACUACUUGUCCUCACACUGGUGAUACUCGAUUGACACUACUGAUCGCGAUGGCGCUGACUUGAAUGUUUCAGUUGGGAGCAACCAAAAAGAAUGAAAGUAUACGACUGAAAGGAUGAUGGAUGAUGAAAUGGCCUUAGAAGCUGAAGAGAGGCAGAGGCUUCACCGGGUGCAAUACAGUACUAAUAUACUUCACAGAUUUUAACAUUUUAAUUGUGUUUUUUUUGCACUUUUCAGAGCAAUUUUAUAUCAAAACUGCUGUCUUUUAAACUCAGUCUUACUAAUAACACGCUUCAACAGUCAAUGCAUAACCGGACUUUAUUACUCAUUCAGAAUAAUAUGUAAAGAUGGUACAAGUUUUCAGAAGACGACCUUAUUCCUGAUUUCAACCUGCAGGCAGAGGCCACAGCCUUUGCUUUUUUCCUCUUUAAUGUUUCGCUA